Molecule: messenger RNA, 3189 nt
Organism: Humulus lupulus (European hop)
Lineage: Eukaryota; Viridiplantae; Streptophyta; Magnoliopsida; Rosales; Cannabaceae
Product: probable serine/threonine-protein kinase At1g54610
Exons: 8
Coding region: 760-2883 (707 amino acids)
Biological process (GO): positive regulation of transcription elongation by RNA polymerase II; protein phosphorylation
Cellular component (GO): cyclin-dependent protein kinase holoenzyme complex; nucleus
Molecular function (GO): cyclin-dependent protein serine/threonine kinase activity; ATP binding; RNA polymerase II CTD heptapeptide repeat kinase activity
Source: RefSeq, a predicted model, not a curated record
AGAGAGAGAGAAAAAGUGGAAUUACUUUUUAUUAGUUCUGAGAAAGUUAAAAUUAAUUUUUAUUAUAUUAUUGGCUGAGCAAAAGAGCCGGCAAAGCCGUCUUCUUAAGUUAAAAAAAUGAUUUUUAUAUAUUAAUGAUAUGAAUCGAUUAUCUUUUGAAUGCGCGUUGAACGAUCAAACCAGGCCACUCAACAAGUUUCUGCUUUUUCUUGGUAACUAAGCCUCUUUCCAUUUCUAAAAAUCAUUCAAAUUCACUUUUUUUUUUUUUUUGGGUUUUCUACGAAAUUUCUUUUUCUUUCAGACCCUUUUAGGCUUUUAACGUUGUUGAUCAUCCAUACUUUUUUUUGGGUUUGGUUCUAUCCACAUGGCGGAGUAAGAGGGUGAUUGAAUUUAGCGACUUUUGUACUGGGUAUGUUUGAAUUCGUCAAACUUUUUUAGGCAUUUUUUUUAAUAAUUGGGUUCGUCUUGUUUUUCUUAGUAGAGGUGUAUUCUGAGGUCUUUCGUUAGACCCAUCAUCUGAAUAGUAGUGUAGUUGGACGUUGGAAAGUUUAUGUUUGGAUAUAAGAUGAAAGAAAGUUUUCAAGAAUUUUAGAAGUGAAUUCCUUGAGUGGUUAUUGGUAGUUGAUCAAUGGGUGAGAUUCCUUUUUUAUGGAGUUGAAGAAAGAACAAGUUUUUUGGAAGUUUGGGAUUGGUUUUGGGUGCUGAUUUUGCUUGUGGAGUGGGGUUUUGGUGGGAUUAUCUUCUAUUUGUUUUGAGAAAAUGGGUUGUAUUUCUUCAAAGACUUCCGCUGUCAAAGACAGCAGGGAAAGCCCGAGAAAGAUAUUGUCCUCUUCAAACAACCAAUACUCGGAACUUAAGGGCUCAAGACACAAUUCUUCAAAAAGAGAAGAAGGGGUUUGGACUAAAGAGAGAUUGGAUGGUGGUGAUGUCAAAGUUAUGUUAAUUGACAAGAAAAUCAAUGGCUCUAUGAGAACUUAUGAGGAUCAGGCUGAGAUGAAGAAGACAGAGAAGACUGAAGUUGCUGUCUUCAAUCAUCCGGGGUUCGGAAAAGUUCCAAAGGCUACACAGGGAGAGCAGGUUGCGGCAGGGUGGCCGGGCUGGCUCUCUGUGGCGGCACCUGAAGCUAUCAGAGGAUGGUUACCGCGGCGUGCUGAUACUUUUGAGAAAUUGAAUAAAAUUGGCCAAGGAACUUAUAGUAGUGUUUACAAGGCUCGUGAUGUCACUAACAAUAAGUUUGUUGCUUUGAAAAAAGUACGGUUUGAUAAUCUUGAUCUUGAGAGUGUCAAGUUCAUGGCAAGGGAAAUCCUUCUUCUAAGACGGCUUAACCACCCUAAUAUUAUUAAGUUGGAAGGGUUGAUUGCAUCACGUACCUCUUGCAGCUUAUACCUUAUUUUUGAGUACAUGGAACAUGAUCUUACCGGACUUGCAUCUCGUCCGGGAAUAAAAUUCUCUGAAUCCCAGGUCAAAUGCUACAUGCAUCAACUUUUGAGCGGACUUGAUCAUUGUCAUAGUCAUGGUGUUCUGCAUCGUGACAUAAAGGGUUCAAAUCUUCUCAUUGACAAUAACGGCAUCUUGAAAAUUGCGGAUUUCGGUUUGGCAAGCUUUUAUGAUCCUCAUAAUAGUGUCUCAUUGACAAGCCGUGUGGUUACUCUUUGGUAUAGACCACCAGAACUUCUACUUGGAGCUUCUCACUAUGGUGUUGCAGUGGAUUUAUGGAGUACUGGUUGCAUUCUAGGAGAACUAUAUUCUGGCAAACCUAUCUUGCCUGGUAAAACAGAGGUUGAACAACUACAUAAAAUCUUUAAGCUCUGUGGCUCGCCAUCUGAGGAUUAUUGGAGGAAUUUGCACUUACGUCAUGCAACAGUAAUGAAGCCUCCACAACCUUAUAGACGAUGUGUUGCAGAGACAUUUAAAGAACUUCCUGCUCCUGCUGUGCAGCUUAUGGAAACCUUACUUUCCAUAGAUCCUUCCAAUCGAAGGACAGCAGCUUUUGCUCUCAAGAGUGAGUUCUUUACCACAAACCCUCUUGCUUGUGAUCCUUCAAGUUUACCCAAGUAUCCUCCCAGCAAGGAGAUUGAUGCCAAAUUUCGAGAGGAAGAAGCUAGAAGACAAGGAGCACUAGGUGGAAGGGGCCACAAGGUUGAUAUCGAAAGGAGAGGACAAAUGGAAGCUCAAGCAAUCCAUGCAGCAAAUGCUUAUGCUGGGAGAAAACAAGAUCAUUCCAAUUCGAAGAGCCAUAGUGAAAUUUUCACCCAUCGCAGGGAGGAAUCUCAUUCUGGAUAUUUGGUUGUUCCAACCAAGCAGUCCCGAGCAGUUAGAGAUUCAAGAAAGGAUUCUAGAGAUGAUCAUAUCAGGAGGGUAUCUCUCUCAGGGCCACUAAUUCCUGGCCAUGGACAAACAAGAGCUGGGAGGGACCGUAAUGAUCCUCCCAAUGUUUCAACUAGAGCCAACUUGUCUAAGUUAUCUGGUUUAGUGGCAGCUAGGACUGCUGCAUCAUCUGAAGAUCAGCAAGUGAAAGCUGGUCCCUCACACUCGCAAGAGACAACAAAUGAUGGUGGUAGAUUCCGAUUAUCAUCUAAUGAAGCAGAUUCUACAAAGAAGCAGGACCGAAAGCAUCACUCGCUAAGAGUAGCACAUUCUCGUCAAGUAGAUGAUGGAAAAGCCUGUGACAAAGAAUCAAGUCUGCAUGGUCAUAACCACAAGUCGAACAAAAUUUACGUCUCUGGCCCUUUACUUGCUUCAUCGAAUAACAUGGAUCAGAUGCUCAAAGAGCACGAUCGCCGGAUCCAAGAAUAUGCACGGCGAACACGACUGGACAAAAGCAGACCGGGUUCACAGGGGCUAGCAUAUCCAGUGUCUGCCUCUAAGCAAGUAGCUGGAUAGAUAUAUGAUCCUACGGCACCCAACACAUUCCUUUUCACUUGUUAGAGAUAUAUAGAGAGAAAACGAGAGAAAAGAGCAUGAUAAGCUCUCCUCUCGUAGUACUUGGUGUGAUAAUUCCAUGUAUAGGUAGGAAAUCUAGAUAGAGAGCUGUGAGAGGCCUCUCCAUUUUACAGCAUUUAAUACAGUCAGAGUCGUUUUAGAAGCCACGUGAGAAUGAGUCCAUAAUUGUAUUCUGGCAUAUUCAUAUGUUUCAAUUUAUAAUAAUAGCGAGAAGAAGAAAAAGUAACAUAAAUUUAUUUGAAACCA